Molecule: messenger RNA, 2423 nt
Organism: Acyrthosiphon pisum (pea aphid)
Lineage: Eukaryota; Metazoa; Arthropoda; Insecta; Hemiptera; Aphididae
Exons: 13
Coding region: 21-1796 (591 amino acids)
Source: RefSeq, a predicted model, not a curated record
GCGAAUAUACAAAUAAAUACAUGAAAAUAAUAUUUAGACAAUCUUUAAUUUUGGAUUGUAAUCAUAUUAAAACGCUUUGGGAUAAAACUCUUUCAAUAGGAACUGACACAUACAGACUUAAAUUUCAUAACAAAUUAUUAAGCACAUAUCAGGAUAAACAAGAGACGCUAUCAAUGGAAGAUUGUAUGGUGUUUAUUGAAUCAUAUUAUCAUGCAGCAAGUGUCUAUUUUUUUUGGAGAAGCUAUAAAACUGCACUAUAUAAGAUAAGAGAUGGUAUAAAAUUUGGUCAUUCUGUUCAUAAACAGCUGUUCAAAGAUGAUAGUAUAAAUAAAUAUAUUAAAGAUUUAAAUUCGUGGUUAUGGCUGUGUGAGUCAUUGAAACAAGACAUAUUAAUAUAUACUAAUCCUGAGACAACUCUUGAACAUAAUAGCGAUGUAUCAACAAUAAAAUUAAACUCCAAUGCAUCAGUAUUAAUUUAUCGGAAAUAUUUUUUAGACGAUGACCUCGAAGAAUGUAAGAAGAAAUCAUUAGAAAUAUUGGCAACUGAAAACUAUAAAUCCAUUGAAGACAAUAAUAUUAUUUAUACCAAAUAUAAUUUAAUGUAUAAAUACUUACUUCUUGCCAGUUUUGGAAAAACAGAGAAGGUUAAAUUAGAUAAUGUAAUUAAUGCAAUUCGGUUGCCAGUCUUAUCAAUCGAAGAUAGAUUAUUAAACUAUAAAGCAUUAUUAAUCACAAUGGACAUGCUACACAUAUGCUUGGAUGAAAAAGAAUUAUUAGAUGAGUUAGAAGCUUGUGAGCCAAUGAAUUCACUUAAAAAAAACGAUUCCUUCUUCCGCGAAAUAAUAAUUCCCAGAUUAAAAAAUGUAUAUUAUGCUAUGCAUGAUAAGGAUAUAAUAAUGAAGCUCAUUUUCAAUCUAUCAACAAAGGACGCUAUAAUUAAUGAGAGGAUAUUGCAUGUAAUUGUCACUUCAGCAAUAGAUAUUGCCGAACUUGACCAAAGCAAAUAUAUAACACAUAUUAAAACUAUCAAAACUGCAAUUAAGGUUCUCAGAAAUUUCGUCAAAGUUUUUGUUGUGGAAAAAGAAAAAAGCGAAAAAAAUAAAACAGAAAAAGAUAAUAAAUGUGAAUCCGAAGAAAUUGAAACAGAAUAUUAUAGUGAGAAAAUGGUGGAAUUAUUAUCCAAUUCAACGCCUGAUAAAAAAACUAAGAACGUUUUUAUAGCUUAUAAGUGGUUAGCUGAAUUGUAUGGAGUACUUUGUGAUCCUUCAAAUCAUUUAACAAAGUAUCAAAGAAGAUUAAAAUUAUAUAUAGGAUUAGCAGAUAAAAUUAUUGAUGGAAAUGAUGACCACUUAAAGUAUCUAAAGAAUAAACAGGAUGCCAAAAUUCUAUUAGCCAAUAACAGUUGGGAAGUUAAUUCUUGGCCUGGUGGUUGGAAUUUUAGUAAUUUAAAAACAGAAACGUCAAAAAUAUUAGACACAUACACGAAUGAAAAAAAAUCAAAUAUGUUGAAAGACCUAAAUUCUCUGAGAAAUAAAUCAAAAUGUCCAUACGUUAAUAAGAUAGAAAUAAAUAUUCUACUUUAUAGAUUAUAUGUUAUGGAUUCGGAUAAAAAUGAAUAUAAAGAAUUGCACCAAUAUUUAGCGAAAGCUAUUAAUGAAGUAGUCAUUACUAGCGAGGAUCGAGCUAGAAAUAUGGAAGCUCAUGAACUUUUAAGUAUGUAUUUAAUGAUACAGAACAGACAUUCAAUUGAACAGGUACAGACAAAUACUGGUUCUCAAAACGGAGGUAUAAGAUAAUACAUUUUUCGAAGAUAUUAAGAAUAUUAACCGUUAAUUAUUAUAUUUAUUUCAUCAUUAUAAUAAUAUUGUUAUCUUAUUUUAAAAUUCACACAUAUUGUAUCAAUAUUUAUUUUCAGCUAUAUCUUAUACUGUGAACCUAAUAUUAUCUAUUAUUUUUAAAGCUAUUGUAAUAAAAAAAGAUGUUCACUUUAUAUCUAAAUAAAUACACAGAAUAGCUAAUUCCGAUGUGACCAUAUGCAGUGUAUAAUAACGCACUACAAUUCAUAGGUACACGUCAACUGUGAACAACACUCUACAGAAUAGCACAGAUGCUUUACUAGCAAAAAUUAAGUUGCACCGAGGCACAUAAAAACUUACGGACGUGUCCCACUCCCGUAACGUUUCGUACCACCGAUACUCAUCAAAAGUAGAAGAGACGCAAUGACUACAAUCUUAACAUGAAGGGGAUUAAUGAAUCCUAGCCCAUCUCUUUGUGUUUUAGAAUUCUGAAUACACAUUGUCCAUAUAAGCCUAAUCCAAAAUCUUUACUAUUUAAAAAUAUUUCUUUGCCACUCGUUUUCUAUUCAUUCAGUUAUUCGGACACCGUGUUUGGUCACUGAACUAGUUAUUCUAUAUUUUAAUCUA